Pomacea canaliculata is the source of this 503-nucleotide messenger RNA. Its product is annotated as lipoxygenase homology domain-containing protein 1-like. NCBI's taxonomy places the organism in Eukaryota, Metazoa, Mollusca, Gastropoda, Architaenioglossa, Ampullariidae. The record is from RefSeq and is a predicted model, not a curated record. Bases 1 to 465 code for a protein of 154 amino acids. Gene Ontology annotation, molecular function: protein binding. The transcript has 4 exons.
AUGUGGCGAAUUGCAUCUCUGUUCUGGCUUCUUGUAGGUUUUGGUGUCAAUGGUGCUCUCUAUACAAGAGGAACACGUUGGUUUAUAUAUACGUACACAUCGGAUAUUGAGCACGCCGAUACUGACGCCAGUGUGUACAUUAUCCUCAUUGACGCAAAUGGCAGACAAUCCGAUGGAAUAUUAUUAGACGUUUGGCUCUUCAACGACUUUCGGCAAGGUGCCCGAGACAGCUUCGAUGUAGGCGACGAGAUUAACUUAAGCGACGUAUGCUUUAUCAGAAUCUAUCAUGAUAACACUGGCGAUUCCCCUGGCUUGCAUCUCGAAAAGGUGCAUAUAAGAAAUCUUAGAUUGAGGACGACUCGCGAAUUUUUUUGCGACUUCUGGGUCCCAACACAAGAAGAAGAGAGGCAAUCAAACCGUACAAUAGAGCGCUCGCCACCGUGUAGCGCAGGUUACCUGGAUUGAUUGAUCAACGUGGCAAGGGUACACAGUGGAUGACAAGG